Messenger RNA from Raphanus sativus (radish), 1981 nucleotides. RefSeq lists its product as uncharacterized. Lineage: Eukaryota; Viridiplantae; Streptophyta; Magnoliopsida; Brassicales; Brassicaceae. The transcript has 2 exons. The record is from RefSeq and is a predicted model, not a curated record. Bases 118 to 1752 code for a protein of 544 amino acids.
UUUUCAAAAGUUUUUAGCCUAACGAGAGAGAGAGAGAUUUGCUUGUUUUCUUCAUCCUCUUAGAGACAAGUUCUUAAAAAUCCAAUCUUUCAGCUGUAGAAAGGAGGACAAACAGUAAUGGAAGUAGAUUCUUCCCGAGGAGUCACGCCGGAGCAGGAUCCGGCACCGGCGACGGAGCGAAAUGAACAUCAGAGUAGUGAAAGGAUUCGUGGCUCUGAUUUGAUGGUAACGGAGAGUGGGCGGUCGGGGAUACAUCAAGUCUUAGAUCAGAUUGAGCUAAUAGCUUCACCGGUUCUUCAGUUUACAGAGAAGUGGAGAGAGAUCCACGAGGAGUAUGCUAGCUUGCAAAGUCUGCUUAAGAAACGAGCCAUGGAACUAGAUCUGAAGCAAAAGGAGGUUGAUGAGAGGGAGAGGAAGGUUGAUUUGCUUGAAAAGUCUAUGGCUUUGAGAUUAGAGGAGAAAGAAAAGGAGAAUGAAGUGAAGCAGUUUCUGGUAUCAUCACUUCUCACGAGAUUGGACUGUGACGCAGCGAACGUGCUUGAAGAGAAGGGAAAAGAGAUUGAGCGGCUUUCAAAGCGUAACGAUGACAGGUCACGUGAGUUAGACAAGGCUGUGAAAGAGUUUGACUUGAAGCUUAAGCAGCUUGAAGCUAGGGAGAAGGAUAUUAUGUUACAUGAUGAAGCAAUCAAAGAGAAGGUGAAUGAACUGGAGAAGAAAGAGGAGAUCUUUGAAACUGAAAAGAAAGCAAAAGCUGAGGAGAUGGAACUGAAGAGACAAGAGAUGUUGGCUGAAAUGGAGAAGAAAGAGAAGAUCUUUGAAGUGGAACUGAAGGCAAAAACUGAAGAGAUGAAUGUUAAGGAGAAGCAACUUGAAGGAAGGGAGAAAAAGCUUGAGUUGAAGCAGAGAGAGCUAGAACAAGUCAUGGACAAGCUUAAAGAGAAAGAGAAGGAAACAGCCACGGCUUGUUUAGCUUCAGCUUCUGCAUCUUCUCAACAACAAAGAGACAAAGCGUUUGAAGAAGAGACUGAAGAGGAACCUGAGGAAAUGAAGAUUGAUGAUUCAGAGUUUCAUGACUUCAAGAAGACAAUGAGCUCUUUCGUGGUUGACAAAAUAUGGGCUCUUUAUGAUUCUCAAGACGAGAUGCCAAGGUUGUACGCUAAGAUCAAGAGAGUUAACAAGUCCCAGUUGAGUCUUAAACUGACAUGGCUUGAUCCUAAAGAGGACGAAUCAGUUCCGGUUGCUUGUGGGAGGUUCAGAUAUGGUAGAACAGAAACGGUGAGCUACUUGGCGUUUUCUCAUGAGGUAAAACCAAUCAUACUUGGCAGGAACAUCUCUGUGAACCCAAAAGAAGGUGAAACAUGGGCUGUUUUCAGAGAUUGGAGCAAUAAUCCAAUACAGCAGCACAAGCCUCCUUAUAGAUACGACUUGGUGGAAGUGGUGGGAGUCUUCAAGGAUAAUCAAGGCAUUGGAGUGACGUACCUAGGGAAGGUGGAAGGGUUUGUAUCCGUCUUCAAGCACGCUGUGCAGCAUGGAGUUUUUAAAGAGGUGAUCACACCAAAGAAAAUGCAGAGAUUCUCUCACAGGGUUCCAUCUGUUAGACUGAGUGGAGAAGAGAGAGAGGGAGUUCCUGCUGGUUCUUUUGAGCUCGACCCUGCUGCCGUCCCGAGGUACAUACUCCUUGGGGAGAAGGAACCUGAUGUAGUUCAAGUUGGCUCUGCAGAAGAUGAUGUCCCUCCAAUUAUCGUAGAUUGAAAGUUUGUGUGUUGAGGAGUCUGAUGUUUAAGUUCUUGCAAGUAGAAGUAGCUAUGAUUGUCAGGAAGUUGGCUUUUGUUGCAGGAGAGAUCCUUUUGAGUCUGGUGUUAGCUAAUUGUAAUAAGUUUUUGGCAAAACUCUGCGUCAAAGUAGUGGCAAACAAACAAGUAGAAACAACUCUUAAAGGUAUGAAAAUAGUAUGCUUUUGGUUACAGAUAAAUGAAUCUAG